CGGCGAAGGAGCUCGGGCAAUCGAAGAAGAGGAAGCGCGAUUCCCUACCAGCCGGAGGGGGGGAAGAAGCCAACCCGUAAGCUCCCGGACAAGGGUUCCGGGAAGCCGCUGAAGGCCGCUGAAUCGAAGCGUUUGAAGUCCAAUAAGCCCGAUGAUGGUGCGAAGAAGAAGACAACCCCUGAAACUCCAAGAGAGCGCCGUUUGGCGGCCAAGGAGAUGUCUGAAGCUAGGAAGAAGAAGAGGAAGCCGCAUUAUAGCCUAGAGAAAGAACUUUCAUUACUAUGGGAGAAAAUGAGGCGAGCUAACACCGGGAAAGAGGAGAAAUCCAAGUUAAUAAGUGAAGCCUUGCAGAAAAUGAAGGGAAAAACCCUCGAAAUAGCAAGUUCUCAUGUUUCUGCCCGUGUUCUUCAAACAUGUAUAAAAUACUGUUCACUAGCAGAAAGAGAUGCUGUGUUUGAGGAACUCAAGCCACAUCUCCUAAACCUCUCUCGGAAGAAGUAUGCAGUACAUCUUGUCAAGAAAUUGCUAGAUAAUGCCACGAAAAAGCAGCUUGAGGGUUUCAUUUCAUCUCUCCAUGGCCAUGUUGCUUCUCUUCUCCGACAUACUGUAGGAUCUGCAGUUGUUGAGCAUGCAUUCCAAUUGGGAAAUGCAUCUCAAAAACAACGCCUUCUGAUGGAAAUGUACUCCACUGAGCUUCAACUAUUUAAAGAUCUGACCAGAACAAAUGCAAGCAGGUUGGUGGAUAUAAUUUCCAAGCUUGGAUUACAGAAAACUUCGGUUUUGCAGCACAUGAUUUCUGUAAUUGAGCCACUUCUGGAUAAAGGGAAUAUAGAUUAUUCAAUUGUGCACGCUGCACUGGUUGAGUACUUCACAAUUGCUGACAAGACAUCUGCCACAGAUGUGAUCCAACAGUUAUCACCACUUCUUGUUCAAGAGUCCUCUGUCAUUGACGAGGAUCAGCCAGCUUCUCAGUUACUAAAGAAUAAGAAAAGAAAGAGGACUAAAACAUUAAUCCCACUUCUAGUCAGAAUGAUGUGCACAAGAGAUGGACUGAAGAUUGGUGUCCUCUGUAUCAAGCAUGGAAGUGCAAAGGAAAGAAAAAAGAUUGUAAAAGGCAUGAAGGAUCAUGUAAGAAAGCUGGCUCUAGAUCAAUUUGGGAGUCUUCUGCUCAUCUGCGUUUUGUCUGUUGUUGAUGAUACAAAACUUGUGACAAAGAUUGUCAUUCGAGACCUGCAAACAACUAUAAAGGAACUCAUUCUGGAUAGGAAUGGCAGAAGACCAAUUUUGGAACUACUUCACCCGCGAUGCUCACGAUAUCUUAGCCCAGAUGACUUGGCUUGUCUCAAUCUAACUGUGCCAUCACUCUGUUCACAGAGUGACGAUAGAGAUGGCACUGUUAACCUAGACUCAAACGAAGAAAUGAAAUCUUCCGAGACCAUGGUGACAGAUAACAAUGCAAGUGAAACCCUCAGCAAGGACCUGCAUUCAACACCUGGAAGCAAGAAGGAUCCUCUAGUACGGAGACAGGAAUUACUGGUGGAUAGUGGAUUUGCUGAGGCAAUCAUUGAAAGUUGCAUCGAGAAUGUUGCUGAGCUGCUCCGGUCAAACUUUGGCAGAGAAGUGCUGUAUGAGGUAGCUGUGGGAGGAGCUGAUGGCAUUCUGAAUUCAUUAACCGACAGAAUCGGUGCCUUGCAUGAAGCUAUAGCCUCCGUGGCCUCACUUCCUAAAAAAGAAGAAUCCGAAGUAGAGCAUGUUUUCGAGAAUUUCCAUUCCAGCAGGACAAUUAGAAAACUAAUCCUUAGUUCCCCCACGUUCGCGACCACUCUGUGGAUGAAAGCCAUGAAAAGUAAAUGUGAAAUGUGGGCGCAAGGACACAGUUGUAAGGUAGUUUCUGCAUAUCUAGAAUUGUCCGAUCCGAAUGUUAAAGAAAUGGUGAAGUCCGAGUUGCAGCCUUUGAUAGACCGAGGUGUUCUUAAAUGUCCCGGCCCCAAUCCCGAUCAUAAGCAAGCAAAAAAAGAAAGUUGAUCGAUCAUUGCAUAAAUUAUGUAAUCUGGAUUUGAACAAAGUCUCAAUGUAAUGAGCAAAAAUUUUGUAGAAUGUUAUUGAUCAACUUAAUUCUUCAAAUUAUAUCAAUCAAAUUA
Molecule: messenger RNA, 2141 nt
Organism: Dioscorea cayenensis subsp. rotundata (Guinea yam)
Lineage: Eukaryota; Viridiplantae; Streptophyta; Magnoliopsida; Dioscoreales; Dioscoreaceae
Product: pumilio homolog 24
Biological process (GO): regulation of translation
Cellular component (GO): nucleolus
Molecular function (GO): mRNA binding
Source: RefSeq, a predicted model, not a curated record